UCCGAGGACAAUAAAAACAAUUAAUAACAUUUAUCAGCAAAUUUAUUGUUCAGUAAACAAUAAAAUUAAAAAGUUUUAAAAUAUAGGUGAAAAAUGGAUAAUUCCAAGGAGAUUCCGAACUUUACAAAUCAACUUUUUCAAGUACGUGAAACUCUUACGACUAUCACUGAAAAAGAUGAAUCAGCAGCUGAAGAGAAUCUUGAACAUUCAAAAGAGUUUCCAAAACUUAUGGAUCCUCAUUCUAUAAUGAGACGGGAAUUAAAUUUUAGUUUGAUACCAAGGGUGCCUUUGACAAUUAGACAUAAAAUUAAAAAUAAACGCUUACAAUCCUGUUUGAGUAGAGUGAUGACCUGUCUGCAAAAUAAAGAUAGAAGCCUGAUACUACAGCAAAUGCGAAAGAUGACUGAUGAAUCGAUGCCGUUAAGAGGAAUCAAUGUACCCUCUUGUUUACACCUUAAUAUCCAUGAUAUAUUAGUUAGACAAGCGCUUUGCUGUGCGCAAAUUGGUCGAGUGUUACCUGGCCCAAGUCAAUCCAACACAUUACCUUGGCUAACAGAUUCCGGUCCUUGGCCAUCAUUACAUGCAGCGCGGCAAACUUUUGAUGGUUUGCCACCGAUACGUAGAAGGAAAUUUGUCGAAGAAAUAGACCCGGUAGAAAGUAUUGAACAGGAAGAAUUACUUAUGAAUAUGGCGGCAAUGAAUAUCAGAGAGCGAAAACCUCCUCCAACUGUAUAAAAAAACAGUUUUUUAUGUUUUCAUAAAACCAAGUUAUCUUAUGACUGCUGAUUUUUUUAAUUUCUCAAGUAAUUUUAUUAAUUACAAAAUACUCUCAUCAGUAAUGUAUGAGUGUACAAAUAUUCGUGCCACAUGUGUGAUUAUUAAGUACAAAUUACACAAAUUAAGGGCUUAAAAUUUAGGCCUGUAUCAAUGUUGACGGGUAUAAUCAUUUACAAU
Messenger RNA from Cotesia glomerata, 954 nucleotides. RefSeq lists its product as uncharacterized. The record is from RefSeq and is a predicted model, not a curated record. NCBI's taxonomy places the organism in Eukaryota, Metazoa, Arthropoda, Insecta, Hymenoptera, Braconidae. The coding region runs from base 94 to 735 and encodes 213 amino acids. The transcript is spliced from 3 exons.